GGAGCUGAUGAUUUGGACCCUAGAUCCUUCUCGGCUAGAUAUAUUGCUGAUUCGGACCGAGUCCAGCUGAUUUGGAGGCAACCUUCACAACCGAAUGGUCUACUUCUCUACUACGUCCUCCGGUUUCGAUACUUGGGCGAGCUUUCUUCUCAUCUUACAGCUUCCUUAGACCUAUCCUCUUCUGUGACUCUUUAUCCUUCCAUAUCUUCAAGCUUCAAUUUCAUCAAGAGGUUAGUGACAAACACCUCAUUAGGCUUGUUUGAAGAAAAAAAUAACUCCACUGUAGAUUCUGGAGACAACUUCAUUGAAGGCAAACGCAAUCCAGCCGUUAAUCAGUUCGGACGAUUAGCACCACCUGACGCCUCCAAAAUGAAUGUAAGCCCUUCUAUAAAAUUGGAUGAGUCAAAAAUCGAUCUCAAAAAUGAGUCCCAUCAUAUAUCUGACGGUUUGGCCACUGGCGCCCUUUAUCACGAGGAGAUUCUACUGCGAAACCUUCCUCCGGAUGCCCUGAUUUUGGCGCGUCUGCCGGCUUGGUCUACCCGAUGUGUGUCGUAUACUGAAUGGGCUUGCAUUUCUUGCCCCGGCUCCAGCCACGAAAACAUGUUUCCCGUUUCAAACGCUGCCUCGAGUCAUGACAGUGAAAUCGUUUCCCUUUUUCAAUCAGCCCAGUAUCCAUCCCCUCUAGCCCGUUCGUCACGCUCAACGACUAAUCUUGAUUCAACUUACAAUCGGUUUGCUAUGCAAGAGGCAUUACCACAUUUAACCACCACUUUGGGGAUGACAGGCAAUCAGCCGCUGCCGACGAUUAGUUCACAGAAGGAUCCUCUGCAAGUCACCAGACCGGUUGCUGCUGUGGGGGGCGUCCAUUUGGCCGAUCUGACACCCGGAAUUUACGAGUUUCAGAUAAUGCCGGUCUCAAUGGCUGGCAAUGGCUCAUGGACGCAGUCACUCUACUUGAAUGUGCCCAAAUCAAGGUUUCAUGGACGUUUAGCCGAAACGGUCCCAUCGUUCCCAGUAUUUGGCUUGGUCCUAUUGAUCCUCUUCGUGAUUACUGGAUUUUUCGUAAUCCUGCUUGUACACAAAGUUCGAAAAAGACGUCUAAAAGCGAGUACCUGGCUCUCUCCAAACCCGGAAUAUUGGAAUCUCUAUGAAGUGGAUGCCUGGGAAUUGGACAGAUCGGCUAUCGACACACUUGACUGGCGCCACCCUCUCGGUCAGGGUAGUUUCGGCAUGGUUUUCCGGGGCCGUCUUCUAAAACUGACCACACCCGCCAUGGCCUAUUACACAGAUCCGGUCAACUUAGAUGUUGCUAUUAAAGCAAGGCUUUUGUUGUUUAUACUUUUUUUUCAACGCGCCUGA
Molecule: messenger RNA, 1359 nt
Organism: Protopolystoma xenopodis
Lineage: Eukaryota; Metazoa; Platyhelminthes; Monogenea; Polystomatidea; Polystomatidae
Source: the annotation of a GenBank genome assembly